AGGAUUCUAUAUGAUGGCGAAUUAUACUAGUACUAGUACUAUUGACGAAUAAUAAAGUCAGAAAAUGGGAACACAUCAUUGGGCAUUUUACGUCGGAAAAUUGAGCAGAGAGAGAUGAUUUGCGUUUGAGACUACAGAGCGAGAAUUGUACUGCUCCAGAUGGACAAUAUCUCUCUCUCUCUCUCCCUCUCCCUCUCUGCGCUUAUAGCCGGUGUCAAGGGUCUCCGAUAAACAGCAGUCCGGACCACUCUUGCCUUUGAUCUUGAAAAACCCUAAUAUGUGCCCAAAACUCUAACCCUUCCUUAUCUUCACGCUGUUUCCAUGUAAAUGCAGCAGAGGAAGAACAUAAACAAUAGGAAGACGUAUCCAUGCGAACGUCUCGCUUUCUUACUCUUGCCCGCCACCACUCCUCCGCCCUCACCUCCCUAUCUCCGCCCGCCACGUCCCUCCUUCGCUCCUCUCUUCUCCCUGAAUUUUGCAGAACAUCUGCCACCGACGAUCGCCCUAGUUUUCAAUUCCAUUCCAACACUCUACUACGCCAUGGAGGACGAGGAGGAGGGUUCUUCACUUCUCCAUUUCCAUAUCGAGGUCUUGUCUCACGAUAUUGCUCCUCGCGACAAGCCAUUUCAUUGGCUUCAUUUACAUUCGAUUCCUGUAACCGAAGUUUUUUCACCAGAGCUAAAGAAAUAAAGAAGAUAGAAGUUCAACAUGAUCACAGCCAGCGAGCGGUAACAACAGCAUUAUGGUGCAACUUCCUUGUCUUCUCUCUCAAGUUUGGGGUCUGGUUUGGCACUUCAAGCCAUGUCAUGCUGGCUGAAGUGGUUCAUUCUGUUGCAGAUUUUGCAAAUCAGGCACUUCUUGCGUACGGUUUAAGUAGUUCAAGACGUGCUCCAGAUGCCCUCCACCCUUAUGGUUAUUCCAAAGAAAGAUUUGUUUGGUCCUUAAUAUCGGCUGUUGGUAUCUUUUGUCUUGGUUCGGGUGCGACAAUUGUUCAUGGCAUUCAGAACUUGUGGACAUCGCAGCCCCCUGGAAAUAUUCAAUAUGCAGCUUUGGUCAUUGGUGGCUCAUUCCUUAUUGAAGGUGCUUCUCUUGUUGUGGCCAUACAUGCUGUCAGGAAAGGUGCAGCUGCAGAGGGUAUGACAGUGAGAGACUAUGUUUGGCGUGGUCAUGAUCCCACAGCUGUUGCAGUCAUGACGGAGGAUGGUGCAGCAGUAACUGGUCUUCUCAUUGCUGGUGCAUCAUUGGUUGCUGUUAAUACCACAGGAAAUGCAAUCUAUGAUCCUAUUGGUUCAAUAAUUGUGGGCAACCUUCUUGGAAUGGUUGCUAUAUUUCUCAUCCAAAGGAAUCGCCAUGCUUUGAUUGGUAGAGCAAUUGAUGAUCACGACAUGGAAAGGGUUCUUCAUUUUCUGAGAAAUGACCCAGUAGUAGAUGCUAUAUAUGAUUGCAAAAGUGAAGUGAUCGGGCCUGGAUUUUUUAGGUUCAAGGCUGAAAUAGAUUUCAACGGUGAGGCGCUGGUGCAGAAUUAUUUGAAAAGAACAGGACGUGAUGAGUGGGCCAGACAGUUUCGAGAGACAGCAAAGGAGAAGGAUAAUACUGGCUUGCUCAAGGUCAUGUCAUGCUAUGGUGAAGAAGUGGUUACAGCUCUGGGGAGUGAAGUUGAUAGGCUAGAAAAGGAAAUCCAGGAAAUUGUCCCUGGAAUUCGGCAUGUUGAUAUUGAGGCCCACAAUCCCAUUGGCCCAUCCCCAUGAUUCCCAUUCCUUGCAUUUAAGUAGUAUUUUUACAUGAUUUUGGUAUUGUAAUUUACGCUCAACAAGAAAAUCACCUGCAAUGAUUCUCUAAGCACAAAAUGAUGGCAGUCAACAAAUGUAUCCACGAAUGUUAAUAGUGAAGACCGAAACAUAUUGAAGACGUCAACCUGCCUAAGCCAUGGCAGCACAAAA
This is a messenger RNA of Rhododendron vialii, 1940 nucleotides long. RefSeq names its product metal tolerance protein C4. Gene Ontology annotation, molecular function: monoatomic cation transmembrane transporter activity. Gene Ontology annotation, biological process: transmembrane transport; zinc ion transport. Lineage: Eukaryota; Viridiplantae; Streptophyta; Magnoliopsida; Ericales; Ericaceae. Gene Ontology annotation, cellular component: membrane. The transcript has 13 exons. The coding region runs from base 369 to 1748 and encodes 459 amino acids. The record is from RefSeq and is a predicted model, not a curated record.